UGUGUGUGAGGGCAGCGUUCUGUAAUAGCCACAACUACGGAUUAACAUGUUAUGGACGAGUGCACCAUCUGGAAUUCUUGCCCCGACACACGAGGGGUUUUUGUCCAUGUGAGCUUUCUGAAAUUUGUACAGAAGUUCAUCCUGGAAAUGGCUCUGAAGUGCACAUCAAUGCGAAAUCCAUCGGCAGCUGAACAGCUUCCCUGGGUUUCGAUAACAUCUGCAUCGCUUCACUGAAGAUGGACACACUGGAGUCGGAGUUGACUUGCCCAAUCUGUCUAGAGCUUUUCGACGAUCCUUUACUGCUGCCUUGCGCCCACAGCCUGUGCUUUAACUGUGCUCAUCGUAUCCUAGAGUCCCACUCUGGUGCAUUCGACGAGUCCACACAACAGUUCACUGCAUUCCAGUGUCCCACGUGCCGCUAUGUCAUCACACUCGACGAGCAGGGCCUAGACGGACUCAAACGGAACGUCACUUUACAGAACAUCAUCGACCGCAUCCAGAAGGCCUCGCUGAGUGGACCCAACUCUCCGAACGAAACUCGCCACUGCGACCAGUUCACCUCGAGCGUGGACGAUUGCACGGCCAUGACUUCAUCAUGCGAGCCAGUCCGGUGCCAGUUCUGUGAGCAGGACCCGCCGCAGGAUGCGGUAAAGACUUGCAUUACCUGCGAGGUGUCAUACUGCCAGGAAUGCCUUCGGGCGACUCACCCGAACAAGAAGCCCUUCACGGGUCACCGUCUCACGGAACCACUACCAGAUUCGCGUCUCAGAGGACUAGCCUGUCCGGAGCAUGGAGAGGAGAAGGUGAACAUGUACUGCAUGACAGAUGAACAGCUGAUCUGCUCACUGUGUAAACUGGUGGGGCAUCAUCGUGAGCACCAGGUGUCGUCGUUAGGAGAACGAUACGACAAGCUGAAGCAAAUGUUGGAUUCUAACCUCAGCAAUCUGAUCAAGAGGAAUAAUGAGCUGGAAAACCUGAUGGGGAAGUUAAUUCAGACCUGUCAACAUGUGGAGCACAAUGCAGCUCAUCAGGAGAGCAAACUCACAGAGGAAUGUGAUGUUCUCAUAAACAUCGUCCAGCAGAGAAGGCAAAUUAUCAGCACUAAGAUAAGAGAAGGAAAGGUGGUUCGGUUGAGAAAGCUCGCUCAACAGAUAGCUAACUGUAAACAGUUCAUGGAGAGAUCUUCAUCUCUCAUCACUCAAGCUGACCAAGUCCUGAAAGAGACUGAUCAUGCCCGUUUUCUACAGACCGCAAAGAGCAUCUCAGAGAGAGUCUCCAUGGCAACAGCAUCAUCACAGGUCCUGAUCCCAGAGAUAAACCUGAAUGACACAUUUGAUGCGUUCACACUGGACUUUAGCAGAGAGAAGAAACUGCUGGAGAGUUUGGAUUACCUCACAGCUCCUAGUGCGCCUGCUAUACGUGAGGAGCUUUGCACAGCAUCUUACGACACCAUCACAGUGCACUGGACAUCAGAGGAUGAAUUCAGCAUUGUUUCUUACGAGCUCCAGUACACCAUCUCCACCGGACACACUAAUGUUGUCAGUCUGUGUAACUCGAUGGAUAGCUGGAUGAUUGUUCCCAACAUUAAACAGAAUCAUUACACUGUUCACGGGCUGCAGAGUGGAACCAAGUACAUUUUCAUUGUGAAAGCCAUAAACCAGGCCGGGAGCCGCAGCAGUGCACCAGGCAAACUGAAGACCAACAGUCAGCCGUUUAAGCUCGACCCGAAGUCCGCCCACAGGAAGUUAAAGGUAUCACAUGACAGUCUGACUGUGGAGCGCGACGAGACAUCGUCCAUGAAAAGCCACGCACAGGACCGCUUCAGCAGCACUGGGAACUAUGGUGUCAUUGGGAAUGUGUACAUUGACAGUGGACGACAUUAUUGGGAAGUUCUGAUUGGAGGAAGCACAUGGUUUGCCAUCGGUAUUGCCUACAAAUCAGCUCCCAAGCACACAUGGGUUGGUAAGGAUUCGGCAUCAUGGGUGCUCUGCCGAUGCAACACGUCAUGGGCAGUGCGGCAUAAUGGUAAAGAGUUUCCAAUCGAACCCUCUCCUCGCAUGCGCCGUCUGGGCGUUCUGCUUGACUACGACUCGGGUUCGUUAGCGUUUUACGAUGCGGCUGGAACGCAACACCUGUAUACGUUUGACAUCACCUUCUCGCAGCCCAUCUGUCCCGUCUUCAGCAUCUGGAACAAAUGCUUGACUGUCCUCACUGGGCUGCCCAUACCAGACCACCUAGAGAUCAGUGACCCCCAUGACUAAACGAAAACCUGAAAAUGAAUCCUCUGCAAUCAUUUACUCACCCUCAUGUUGUUCCAAACCCAUAUAACUUUACCUCUUCAGUGGACUGUCACUAAAAGUCUUCUGUAAUGCGAUGGAUUUUACAGGUGAAACAGGAUAUUGAAUAAGAAAAUGUGGGAUGGUACUUUAUUUUAUCCAUCAGGAAUUGAAUGGAUGGUGAAAACUGGGAAUUACAUAACAGAAUGGAGGGUGGUUGGAGGGGCGAAGUUGAAAUGCAAGGAUUGGUGAUGAUAAGGCGGAGCAAGUUAUUACAUUUUCAUCAAAGAUUACAAAGACAAUUGUGUGUGUGUGUGUGUGUGUGUGUGUGUUGGGAGGUGGAUAACUAGCAAAGAUUUAUAUUGUGAUAUUUUUUCAAUGUUUGGCCGAUAACAAUAUAUAUCAUGGUAUACGCAUUUUUAUAAAAAGUGCUUCAAAAAUAAAUAAAAUUGUGAAAACUCCAUUAUGAUUUAAAACAAUGUCCAAAGUUACAGUAGAAAUGCCAUACCCAUUGCAAAAAAAUAAAUAAUAGUAUAUAUAUAUAUAUAUAUAUAUAUAUAUAUAUAUUAUAUAAUUAUAUAAUUAUAUAAUAAUAAUAUUAUUAAUAAAAUAAAACAAUUAUAUAUAUAUAUUUUUGCCGGUUAUUUUAUAAUUCCUGGGGUAAUUGACUGAAUGCGAUCGCUUUUCUCUUCUGUGUUUGCAGCAGAACAGAUGCCUAUAGGAAAGUAGUAAAGGUGCGGUCACAUUUACCUUUGCACAGUGAAAUUCUGCAGACAGAUGUUAUGAGCAACAGAUCAAAAUAACAUUAUGGUUAGGGCUGAACGUUUAAUCAAAAUCAAAAUCAUGAUAUGAACUAGUGUGAUUAUCAAACCGUGAAGGCUGCAAUUAAAUGAAAUAGUCUGAAUGUGCUGCCCGCUGUGCUGCGCUCAUGUGCACAGAAUUAUGUAAUUGUAUGAAUUUGCCUAAUUCCACUUACAAAUCUAAAAUAACCCCAUGACACCACAUUUUGUGGACAGAAAGAGAGAUGAGAGCGUUUCAACGCAGUAAAAGGCUGUUGUCAGCUCAACUUCAAACGAAACACAAAUGUCUUCAUUGACUUUUCCGCCAAAAUAAAAGCAUGAGGGUUUAACUGGACUGCAGUGGAAAGUCACGUGCAGGUUAAGAAAUUAUUACAGAAAUAUAUUAUUAUUGUAUAAUAAUAAUUAUUAUUAUUUUUAUUAUGCAAUAAUAAUAAUAUUUUCUUAACUUAAUAAUAAGUUAUUAUUAUUAUUUUUAUUAUGCAAUAA
Molecule: messenger RNA, 3562 nt
Organism: Myxocyprinus asiaticus (Chinese sucker)
Lineage: Eukaryota; Metazoa; Chordata; Actinopteri; Cypriniformes; Catostomidae
Product: E3 ubiquitin-protein ligase Midline-1-like
Exons: 10
Coding region: 237-2261 (674 amino acids)
Molecular function (GO): protein binding; zinc ion binding
Source: RefSeq, a predicted model, not a curated record